AGCGGGUACAAUAACAACAAUAAGCUUAUAUACUGUCGCUCAAAAUUUUGGACUCAACUGACAUUUUUUUAUUUUAUUUUUUAUUUAUUAUUAAAAUUAUAAAAUGUAAUCACAAGAAAUUCGGCUGUUGACAUCCGCUAGUGUGCACCUAAAUAUUGCGGUUGAAUUAGUUUCUUAAACGUGUUUGAUACGUAAAGGUCUCAACAAAUUUUCGGCAAUUCAAAUUUCAGUAACCACUUCAGCAAAAAUGAUUUUGCGUAAAUAUUGUAUAUUUUGUAUAAUACUGUUUUUCCAAAAGUACGUCGUAGAUACUGUCGCGGUGGAUGAUUUUAAGGAUUGUACACACGAACCUCAUCAAAGUAUAAAUCCUGUAAAAGCAGAUACGUCGAAUAAUAGUAACCUUGAUAAAUCGGAUAAUUUUCAUAAAUCUGCAACAAAUUCGACAGAAUUUCCAUCUCCUUCAAGCGUUGGAAACGUCUCAUCUAAAUCUCUAGAUACUAAAUGCGUUCUACGAGAAAACAUUAUAAUAGAAAAAUCGGUUUGUGAAGAUCUUUGUGAAUGUGCUCCAGGUUUUACAAUCCUUAAUCGAGACGAAAAUAACAAAACCAUAAAGCCAACUUGUGUUGCUAUAUUACCAGAAACUACACUAAAGACAAUAAUAGACACUGAAAACUCAGAGGAUAAUUCGAAAACUAAAAGUAAAUCAGAAACAAAACCGUCAACAGAUGAUCAACUUAAAAACGAUGACACUAGUGAUAUAAACAAUUCAGAUAGUGCAAGUACCAAUACAUCUAGACUAUCAAAUGAAACUCCAACUGAUGCAGAUGAAAGUAGCUCGAACACUAAUUCAACAAAAAUAUCUAGCCAAAAUGUUAACUCAGAGGAUAAAACAGAGGACUCAGAGGAUAUAAACAGUUCAGAUAGUGCAAGUACCAAUACAACUAAACAAUCAAAUGAAACUCCAACUGAUGCAGAUGAAAGUAGCUCGAACACUAAUUCAACAAAAAAAUCUAGCCAAAAUGUAAACUCAGAGGAUAAAACAAAGGACUCAGAGGAUAUAAACAGUUCAGAUAGUGCAAGUACCAAUACAACUAAACUAUCAAAUGAAACUCCAACCGAUGCAGAUGAAAGUAGCUCGAACACUAAUUCAACAAAAAUAUCUAGCCAAAAUGUAAACUCAGAGGAUAAAACAGAGGACUCAGAGGAUAUAAACAGUUCAGAUAGUGCAAGUACCAAUACAACUAAAAUAUCAAAUACAACUCCAACCGAUGCAGAUGAAAGUAGCUCGAACACUAAUUCAACAAAAAUAUAUAGCCAAAAUGUAAACUCAGAGAAUAAAACAGAGGACUCAGAGGAUAUAAACAGUUCAGAUAGUGCUAGUACCAAUACAACUAAACUAUCAAAUGAAACUCCAACUGAUGUAGAUGAAAGUAGCUCGAACACUAAUUCAACAAAAAUAUCUAGCCAAAAUGUAAACUCAGAGGAUAAAACAGAGGACCCAGAGGAUAUAAACAGUUCAGAUAGUGCAAGUACCAAUAUAACUAGACUAUCAAAUGAAACUCCAACUGAUGCAGAUGAAAGUAGCUCGAACACUAAUUCAACAAAAAUAUCUAGCCAAAAUGUAAACUCAGAGGAUAAAACAGAGGACUCAGAGGAUAUAAACAGUUCAGAUAGUGCAAGUACCAAUACAACUAAACUAUCAAAUGAAACUCCAACUGAUGCAGAUGAAAGUAGCUCGAACACUAAUUCAACAAAAAUAUCUAGCCAAAAUGUAAACUCAGAGGAUAAAACAGAGGACUCAGAGGAUAUAAACAGUUCAGAUAGUGCAAGUACCAAUACAACCAAACUAUCAAAUGAAACUCCAACUGAUGCAGAUGAAAGUAGCUCGAACACUAAUUCAACAAAAAUAUCUAGCCAAAAUGUAAACUCAGAGGAUAAAACAGAGGACUCAGAGGAUAUAAACAGUUCAGAUAGUGCAAGUACCAAUACAACUAAACUAUCAAAUAAAACUCCAACUGAUGCAGAUGAAAGUACUUCGAACAGUACUUCAACAAUAACAUCUAGCCGUACUGUAAACUCAGAGGAUAAAACAGAGGACUCAGAGGAUAUAAACAGUUCAGAUAGUGCAAGUACCAAUGCAACUAGAUUAUCAAAUGAAACUCCAACCGAUGCAGAUGAAAGUAGCUCGAACACAAAUUCAACAAAAAUAUCUAGCCAAAAUGUAAACUCAGAGGAUAAAACAGAGGACUCAGAGGAUAUAAACAGUUCAGAUAGUGCAAGUACCAAUACAACUAAACUAUCAAAUGGAACUCCAACCGAUGCAGAUGAAAGUAGCUCGAACACUAAUUCAACAAAAAUAUCUAGCCAAAAUGUAAACUCAGAGGAUAAAACAGAGGACUCAGAGGAUAUAAACAGUUCAGAUAGUGCAAGUACCAAUACAACUAAACUAUCAAAUGAUACUCCAACUGAUGCAGAUGAAAGUAGCUCGAACACUAAUUCAACAAAAAUAUCUAGCCAAAAUGUAAACUCAGAGGAUAAAACAGAGGACUCAGAGGAUAUAAACAGUUCAGAUAGUGCAAGUACCAAUACAACUAAACUAUCAAAUGGAACUCCAACCGAUGCAGAUGAAAGUAGCUCGAACACUAAUUCAACAAAAAUAUCUACCCAAAAUGUAAACUCAGAGGAUAAAACAGAGGACUCAGAGGAUAUAAACAGUUCAGAUAGUGCAAGUACCAAUACAACUAAACUAUCAAAUGGAACUCCAACCGAUGCAGAUGAAAGUAGCUCGAACACUAAUUCAACAAAAAUAUCUACCCAAAAUGUAAACUCAGAGGAUAAAACAGAGGACUCAGAGGAUUUAAACAGUUCAGAUAGUGCAAGUACCAAUACAACUAAACUAUCAAAUGAAACUCCAACUGAUGCAGAUGAAAGUAGCUCGAACACUAAUUCAACAAAAAUAUCUAGCCAAAAUGUAAACUCAGAGGAUAAAACAGAGGACUCAGAGUAUAUAAACAGUUCAGAUAGUGCAAGUACCAAUACAACUAAACUAUCAAAUGAUACUCCAACUGAUGCAGAUGAAAGUAGCUCGAACACUAAUUCAACAAAAAUAUCUAGCCAAAAUGUAAACUCAGAGGAUAAAACAGAGGACUCAGAGGAUAUAAACAGUUCAGAUAGUGCAAGUACCAAUACAACUAAACUAUCAAAUGAUACUCCAACUGAUGCAGAUGAAAGUAGCUCGAACACUAAUUCAACAAAAAUAUCUAGCCAAAAUGUAAACUCAGAGGAUAAAACAGAGGACUCAGAGUAUAUAAACAGUUCAGAUAGUGCAAGUACCAAUACAACUAAACUAUCAAAUGAUACUCCAACUGAUGCAGAUGAAAGUAGCUCGAACACUAAUUCAACAAAAAUAUCUAGCCAAAAUGUAAACUCAGAGGAUAAAACAGAGGACUCAGAGGAUACAAACAGUUCAGAUACUGCAAGUACCAAUACAACUAAACUAUCAAAUGAAACUCCAACUGAUGCAGAUGAAAGUAGCUCGAACACUAAUUCAACAAAAAUAUCUAGCCAAAAUGUAAACUCAGAGGAUAAAACAGAGGACUCAGAGGAUAUAAACAGUUCAGAUAGUGCAAGUACCAAUACAACUAAACUGUCAAAUGAAACUCCUACUGAUACAGAUGAAAGUAGCUCGAACACUAAUUCAACAAAAAUAUCUAGCCAAAAUGUAAACUCAGAGGAGAAAACAGAGGACUCAGAGGAUAUAAACAGUUCAGACAGUGCAAGUACCAAUACAACUAAACUAUCAAAUGGAACUCCAACCGAUGCAGAUGAAAGUAGCUCGAACACUAAUUCAACAAAAAUAUCUAGCCAAAAUGUAAACUCAGAGGAUAAAACAGAGGACUCAGAGGAUAUAAACAGUUCAGAUAGUGCAAGUACCAAUACAAGUAACUCAAAUACUACUUCUACAGAGGAACGCAAACAUUCUCAACUGGCUUAUCAUAUGACAGGAGGAGCGCUGAUUGCAUUAAUUUUAAUUGUUUUAGUUGUACUGCAUUUAUGGAAUUCCAGAGCAAGUGGUUACUACGAAUUUUCCAAUUCUGUUUAAGAAUACAAAUAUAAUUUUGAUUAAGGAGGAUUAAAAUUGCAAAAAUAUAUGUGUUUUUUCAUUUAGCUUUCAAGUGAUAGUAGUACAAACAAGUACGGUAAGGCUAAGUUCAGGUGCAACCGAACAUUUUAU
Zeugodacus cucurbitae (melon fly) is the source of this 4234-nucleotide messenger RNA. RefSeq names its product serine-rich adhesin for platelets. Lineage: Eukaryota; Metazoa; Arthropoda; Insecta; Diptera; Tephritidae. The coding region runs from base 248 to 4102 and encodes 1284 amino acids. The record is from RefSeq and is a predicted model, not a curated record. The transcript has 2 exons.